AUGGAAAACCCGCCCCAGUCGCUUAUCGUCGACCGCGUAGAUACCUGCACACCGACGAGCAUAACGCAGGAACUCGGUCGGAGCGACGCUGAUCUCCGACACGAAGGAAUACACAGCUGGAACGUGGAACCCAACCACUGUGACUUCAAGUCGCAAGUAUCCGAUAAUGAAGGCAGUACAGCGGAUGUCGCGUUUGGUAGAAAACCGACCAGGUUCCUAGAAACUAGUGCUAUUUUUGACACACCCUUAGGAGAUAAGGAACGAUAUGGUGCUGGUUGUGCAGCAUUAUCGCUAGUUCACGCACCGAACGCGUCUCCAGGGCGCGCUCGCAUCGAUGACAAAGCGACGGGUACGUGCCCUGCUAAUGAGAAACUGUUGCGCGUGUUUACCCGAUCAACAGAAGCAACCGGAGUCGAACGUGUCGGUGAUUUACAGCACAUGGGGACACGGGCAGAGGCAAUGAACUUUGACAAAGCAAAGUCUGCAAUGAGGACUGGUUUCUCAACGGGUCACGGUCAGCAGCUGCGAGUCGCAUCGAGCGCUUCUCUCGCCCGAGUCGCGCGACUCUUUCAUGAAGAUCCCGCUCCAGGUGGCGCAGACAAGGAUGCCCGAGCUGCAUCACAUCGAGCUACAGCCGCUGCAACUGGUUUCUCAACGGGUCACGGUCAGCAGCUGCAAGUCGCAUCGAGCGCUUCUCUCGCCCGAGUCGCGCGACUCUUUCAUGAAGAUCCCGCUCCAGGUGGCGCAGACAAGGAUGCCCGAGCUGCAUCACAUCGAGCUACAGCCGCUGCAACUGGUUUCUCAACGGGUCACGGUCAGCAGCUGCAAGUCGCAUCGAGCGCUUCUCUCGCCCGAGUCGCGCGACUCUUUAGCGAGGAGGCAGAGAAUCGUCCACCAGUCGCUUGUGAUGCAUCGCCGUUUUCGGAGAUCAAAUCCAUAGAGGAUUGUCACAUACGGCAAGAGUUUGCAAAUUCGCGAGCUUUUCCAUGCGAGUUCCGCAACCAAGACGCUUCAUCUAUGUCUAUUGAUUGUGGAAUGAAUGAGCCACAAGUAGCGCAUAUGGGCCCGAGCUCGUGCGUCAAUGCAUACGCAGCUCCCAGCAAGCGAUGCAUCUGGCCCGCUUCAAAUAGUAAUCUUCCACGAAAAAGGCCGCCGUGCUCCAUGGACAAUUCGAAACGGGCGGGAAACAUCAACGAUCAAGACAAUGGAAUAUCCGUUUGUCACGCUCGACCACCGUUUGCAGACGUGACUUCGGUAGAAGCGCCUGCAAGACCGCUCAGUUCGCGGGCCCGACGCUUCACGCCACCGUCAAAGGCUGAGGCACCAAUGACAAGCAUCCAUCGAAGCAAGACAAGUACCGAUGCUCAUGGAGCAGGGGAUGCACCAGAGAUCCAGUCACUGCCUGUCUGCCCUGAACAUGACCCAAAGGCUGGUGCACAUGCUGCCUUCCGCGGCGAUGCGGCACGCCGCACGGGAUACUGGUCGCCAGCUUUGGUUCCAAAGUGUUUUCCGCGCCCUCCAUGUGAUAUCGACCUGGAACAUCCUUCCGUGCAUGCGAUUCGUGCGGCGUUUGCGCCCUGGGAAAGCAUACGUUUCCGGUUCAAGUGCUCUCGCAACGAUGCGGAUGCCCUGAUCACGAAACUCGAGUCGCUGCAUGCGACUGGGCGCGACGACACUGCCACUGAGCGCCUUGUUACAAAACUGCGUGCCCAAGGUGCAGUCCUAGAUGCGUGGGAUUUCUUCUGUUUCUUCUGCGUUGACGAUACCGUUCAAGAAAACCCAAAGCCGGAUCCAACGGACACCUUUUGGCUGGUGUCUCAGCAAGAUUUCGAGCCGACUGUUAAUGCCUCCCAGGUUGUCAAUCGAGUAGGUUCCCUUGCUUGGUUUCGUCGUUACUGGUGCUUGAUUAUUUACGAGAUGAGUCUCAUAGAGCUCGCUGUGCCGCAAGCACUAUUCGGUCGCGUCUUAACCGUAUGGCAAGUGCUGUAUCAACUCAUCGGGCGCUUCUGGCGUUGCCAUCGUCGCAUGGAACAGCAACGCUCUAGUUCCAUGUUUGAAGCGAUUGCUCGAGCUCCAGACGCUUUUAGUUAUCUGCCCCCGAUGAGACUCCUCCUCGUUCCAGGCUACGAUUGCGAAACGAGCAUCGAGACUGAGCAUGUAUGCUUAUUGCUUUGCGACGGGCAUUACUUGGUUUUUGCGAAAGGUACCCAGCCCGUUGAAGCGUGGCUGCAUCACCUGCGCGUAUUCGCAGCAACGGAGCGAGCGUUACAAUAUCGACCGCAGAUUGGCUACAGAUCGGUUUCUGCACCUCAUCGCCUAUGGACCAGGGCAGGUUGUCUUUACAUCGGUGCGGCUCGGGUAGAGUGCAGCGCUGCGGCACCGCACCAUGCCAGCAGGCGCUCCAUCCGUACAGCGGCUGCACAGAUCGAGCGAAUCUCUUUAACCCUGUCCCUGAACAGCGUCCAUCCAGCGCCACUGUUCCAGAAGCAGCGCUGGUCGAUGAAACGUAUCGGCGAUUCCGUUCAUCAGGCAAUAGGUCGUGUGCAAUCCGCAUUGAUGGCGGUGACCCUGCCACAGACCGAUCCCUUGGGCGGCACCGUUCCCGCCCUGGACGUCGUCCUGCACCGAGUCCAUCCACUAAGGUUCGUCGCGGAAACGCUACACCACCACCAACAACAACGACAGUUGGACAAAAAUGGGGCCUAUGUUUCACCCCGUCAGCCGGGAACUCUCCCCGGAAAGCCAAGAUACCUUCUGAGCGCAACCUACACCGCACAGAUCGUCGCAGAUGCUGAACACGGGCAACUCCAUGCCUGCCCUGUACCCAUAUUUUCGUGGAGCCCAGAUGCGGCGCCUCGUACGCCUGGCGCCUGGUCUGCGUGCGGGCACCCUGAGCAUCUCGAAAGCGAUGCGUGCACGGAUGCGGUGCACGCAUCAGGACACGUAGACAAAUUCCCGCCAAAAAUAGGCUCCUUGUUAACGCUUGGCGUGGCGGACCCGCUGGGCAAACAUUUAGCCAAGGUAGAGGUUUGGGAUUGUCCACUGGACCUAGCACAGCUCCUGCGAACCAAAUACGAGGGCUCGCUCGUGCGUCUCUGUUGUGUCGUGCCGGUAUCUGCACAGCCCGGGGUGUGGCGGCUACUAGGCUCCGCCAAAUUCGGUGUGAAUAUCGUUCCACUCGAGACUGACGGCAAGUUGGGUGCUCGUGUGUUCACGCGUCGCGUAUAUGUCCACUGGCCUCGGCAACGCAUCCGGGUAUCGGGGCUGGAAACGCUAACCCCGUUCGAUACGUUUGACGCAGCACCUGGCUUGCGCCUGCUGUACGUGGGUGCGCUGCGCGGCGGCGAUAUACGCCAGGCGCAGCGGUACGCAUACGCUGCCGACGACCCGGACGGACCGCUCCUUGUCAUCAGGCUGCGCUACGAGGACGCAGUGCAUCCACCUCGUUGUCUGGCACUAGAUUCGCGGUCAUCGAAUGGCACCGAUGCACGCAUUAGCCCGGUGUAUCCGCUCAUUCACUUUGAACAUUGCCAGUAUCGAUGCUACGAGAGCGCACUGGAUGCGCAUGUCGUCGACGCGACGCCCUACACCACUUGGCACGCCAGUCCAGAGAACGAUGCAGACGCCUGCGCUGCAUGCGUUGCAUUUGAGGAUAUCGCCUGUAUAGCGAGCCGCAUAGCACACGGGCAGGCGUUGGGUCAUUUGCUCCGACGGUGCCGGGAGCGACGGCGGGCACGCGUCAAAGCCUGGAUCUCGAAGGGGGCAUUCUUUCGCUCGAACGUAUCUGAGCCCGGCUGA
Cyanidioschyzon merolae strain 10D is the source of this 3798-nucleotide messenger RNA. RefSeq lists its product as hypothetical. The record is from RefSeq and is a predicted model, not a curated record. Bases 1 to 3798 code for a protein of 1265 amino acids. The transcript has a single exon. NCBI's taxonomy places the organism in Eukaryota, Rhodophyta, Bangiophyceae, Cyanidiales, Cyanidiaceae.